AUGGAUUUGCGUAAAAGGCUCUGGAGUAUCUCAGCAGUUCUCGGCUUAGUGCUUAUUGCCACUGAACGCUCACAGUGUAAAAUAGAGUGGGAGGUCCCGCGCUCGGAUGGCUGGUACAACAGUUUGGGAUAUCCCAAACGCGGAGCGGUUGGUUCACAUCUAGUGCGUCUAGUGCCCGCGCAUUACUCGGACGGUGUGUACCAGCCCGUUCAGGAGCCGCAGCUGCCAAACCCUCGUAGACUCAGCCGUCUGCUCACUGAGGGCCCCCCCGGACUGCCCUCAACACGCAAUCAAACUGUGCUGUCUGUGUUUUUUGGGUAUCAUGUUGCUUUUGAAAUUUUUGACUCAAGACCCCCUGGGUGCCCUCCUGAGUUCAUGAAUAUCCAAAUCCCAAAAGGAGACCCUAUUUUUGACCCCUGGGGCACCGGCAACGUUCUUCUUCCCUUCCAGAGAGGACCAUGGGACAAGGAGUCCAGCCAGAGUCCCAAUAAUCCUCGUAUACAGGUCAACCUGGUGACAGCUUGGAUAGAUGGCAGCUCCAUCUAUGGUCCCUCGACUUCCUGGUCUGACUCCUUGAGGAGCUUCUCUGGAGGGCUCUUGACUUCAGGCUCUGAGUGGAACAUGCCAAAGCAGGGUGGGGGGCGCUACCUCAUGUGGAGCGCUGCCGACCCCUCCACAAGGGAGCAUGGACCUGAGGGCCUCUACGAGUUGGGAAAUGCGUGGGCCAAUGAGAACAUGUUCACGGCAGCAGAGGGGAUUAUCUGGUUUCGCUACCACAAUUAUGUUGCCUCCAAACUGCAUAAGGAACACCCAGAGUGGUCAGACGAAACCCUCUUUCAAAACGCCAGGAAGACCGUGGUGGCCACGUUCCAGAAUAUUGCUGUCUAUGAGUGGCUGCCUGGAUAUCUUGGAAACAAAACGCUUACUCCUUAUCCAGGCUAUCAGAAGUUUGUUGAUCCAGGGAUCUCUCCUGAGUUUCAGGCUGCUGCCAUACGCUUUGGCAUCACUAUGGCCCCCCCUGGUGUUUACAUGAGGAACAGAACGUGCCAAUUCCGGAAGAUUAUCAACAUAGAUGAGACUUUAUCACCUGCAUUGCGUCUUUGUAACAGCUUCUGGAAGCGACAGAGUCCCAAUAUGAAGUCAGGCCAGGACGUCGAUGAGCUCAUCAUGGGCAUGGCCUCCCAGAUUGCAGAGAAAGAAGACAAUGUUGUUGUGCAAGAUCUGAGAGACUUUAUGUACGGUCCCCUGAGGUUCACCCGCUCUGACCUGGUGGCCCUGACUGUCCAGAGAGGGAGAGACUUUGGCCUCUCCAGCUACAAUAAGGUCAGGCAGGCUUUGGAUCUGACUCCUGUAAAGACUUUUGAAGAAAUAAACUCUGACCUCAGCCGCACCAACCCACAGUUGUUCCGGGAUAUUUCAGACCUGUACAACGGAGAUAUCUCAAAACUGGAACUCUUCCCUGGAGGACUGCUGGAGUCUCUCGAUGGUCCAGGUCCAGUUUUCUCCUCCAUUAUCCUCGACCAGUUCGAGCGCAUCAGGAACGGCGACCGCUUCUGGUUUGAGAACAGGCAGAACGGUUUGUUCACAGAGGAGGAGAUCCGCAAGAUCCGCAAUGUGACAUUUCAUGACGUCCUCAUUGCAGUCACCAGUGCAGAGGCUGCUGACAUUCAGAAAAAUGUGUUCUUUUGGAGAGAUGGUGACCCCUGUCCUCAGCCUGUACAAGUGACUGCAUCGAUGCUCCACCCCUGCACUAAUGCCACCAAGCUGGACUAUUUUGAUGGGAGCAAAGCUGGUUUUGGCAUAUUUAUAAUCGUCCUCUUCCUCUUUCCUGUUGUGAGUUUCAUAGUGGCCUGUAUGGUGGCAUUUUUCCGCAAGUACAGGUACAGGAAGUUCCAAAAGAGGAGAAAAGCGGUCGACCGCACAGAGGAGCCUGCUGUGGGAAUCCUGGCCUAUGAGUGGCAGGGCGCUAAGAAACCUCUGCAUCCUGUCAGUGUGGAGGUGGAUGAGAAGAGGAGGCUGCAGGUGUUUGACAGGACUGGGCCCGCUCUCCGCUGCCUCAGUCUGGGCAACCAGGCCUACCUAGAUGUGCUGCUUGCCAACGACUGGCACCAUAAAGCCCUGCUGCUCAAAGUGCCGAAAGAGUAUGACCUGGUGUUGUUUUUUGAAGAUGAGAACAAGCGUGCAGAGUUUGUCAAGCUCCUGCGCCCUGCAGUGACAGACAUCGGGCAGGAGAUCAGAGUGAAGGAGAUGAGCGAGAGCGAGCUGCUGAAGGAGGCUUUGACCAAGGAGCAGAGAGCUCAGAUUGUGGAGACGUUCAUUAGACACGCGUUCUCUAAGGUCUUGGACAUAGAGAAGCGUGACGCUGGAGACAUGAGCGGCGUGUCCCACAAGAAAGCCAGGGAGGUUCUGCAGUGUGAGCUGACAGCGGCAGAGUUCGCUGAUGCUCUGAGUCUCAAGCCCGACUCCUUAUUCGUGGACUCCAUGUUCACACUCGCUGACAAAGACGGCAAUGGUUACCUUUCCUUCCAAGAGUUUCUCGAUGUAAUGGUCAUCUUUAUGACAGGGUCUCCUGAGGAAAAAUCAAAACUGAUGUUCUCCAUGCAUGACAUUGGUGGAAAUGGUUUCCUGUCAAAAGAGGAAUUUGCCACGAUGCUCAGGUCCUUAAUUGAAAUCUCCAACGGUGCACUGUCUAAGAGCCAGGCCGAUGACGGUAUCCAGGCCAUGAUGCAGGCUGCAGGCUUUGACAACAAGGAGAAAAUCACAUGGGAGGACUUCCACUUCCUCCUGCGGGACCACGAGAAAGAGCUGCAGUUCGCCCAGCUUAACGUGAAAGGGAUGGAGAAGCAGGGGAAGAAGCGGCUGAGUCGAGACCAGAGAGUGUCCUUCAUUUGCCCAGCAAACAGCACCAAGACAGAUGGACAUGAGAUACGCAGACGGCAGGGGAAAAAGUCGGGCCUCCACACCCCAAACGUGUACGUAAAACCGAAGCGCGAGCAGUACAGAAGGAACCCAGUCCAGCAGAAGGUUCAGCAGUUCAAGCGCUUCAUUGAGAAUUACCGCCGUCACAUUGUCUGCUUCAUCAUUGUGUACGGCAUCGUGGCCGGUGUGGCUCUUGAAAGAUGUUACUACUACGGAUUACAGGCCGUCUCCACAGGAAUCCCAGAGACCUCGGUGGUGGGCAUCAUUGUGUCCCGUGGCUCCGCAGCCGCCAUCUCCUUCCUAUUCCCCUACAUGCUCCUGACUGUGUGUCGCAACCUCAUCACACUGUGCCGAGAGACCUUCCUCAACCGUUAUAUCCCCUUCGACGCCGCCAUCGACUUCCACCGCUUCAUGGCCAUGACCGCCAUUAUCCUUGCAGUUGUUCAUAGUUUGGGUCAUGUGGUCAACAUCUACAUCUUCUCCAUCAGUGACCUCAGCAUCCUCUCUUGUCUUUUCCCCAAGGUCUUAUCCAAUAAUGGGUCUGAACUUCCUCAGAAGUGGUUUUGGUGGUUCUUUCAAACUGUGCCAGGGAUGACUGGUGUCUUGCUUCUCUUUACUUUUGCUUUCAUGUAUGUUUUUGCCUCCCACUUUUUCCGCCGCAUCAGUUUUCGUGCGUUCUGGCUCACGCAUUAUCUCUACGUUGUCGUGUACACUCUAACGGUCAUCCAUGGCAGUUUUGCGCUCCUCCAAGAGCCCCGCUUCUACAUCUACCUGAUCCCCCCCGCACUGCUCUUCCUGCUGGACAAGCUAAUCAGCUUGAGCAGGAAGAAGGUGGAAAUCCCUGUGGUCAGGGCAGAGCUGCUCCCUUCAGGUGUGACGCAUCUGGAGUUCAAGCGGCCACAGGGCUUCAUGUACCGUUCGGGCCAGUGGGUUCGUAUAGCGUGCCUAAUGUUGGGCACAGAUGAGUACCACCCAUUCACGCUGACAUCAGCGCCCCACGAAGAGACCCUCAGCCUCCACAUCCGCGCCGUGGGGCCGUGGACCAGCCAGCUCCGAGAGCUGUACACCGAGGAGAGCCUGCUGGAGCUCAGCGGAUAUCCAAAGCUCUACCUGGAUGGGCCAUUUGGAGAGGGCCACCAGGAGUGGAUUGACUUUGAGGUGUCUGUUCUGGUGGGAGGAGGGAUUGGAGUCACCCCGUUUGCUUCUAUUCUCAAGGACCUGGUGUUUAAAUCCUCCAUCAAGUCUAAGAUUCAGUGUAAAAAGGUUUACUUCAUCUGGGUGACACGAACGCAGCGUCAGUUUGAGUGGGUGUCAGACAUCAUCAGGGAGGUGGAGGAGAUGGACACCCUGGAGCUGGUGUCAGUGCACACCUACAUCACUCAGCUGGCCGAGAAGUUCGACCUUCGUACCACCAUGCUGUACGUGUGUGAGCGUCAUUUCCAGAAGGUUUGGAACCGCAGUCUGUUCACAGGCCUGCGCUCUGUUACACACUUUGGCCGUCCGCCCUUUGUGUCCUUCUUCAACUCGCUGCAGGAGGUUCACCCAGAGGUGGGUAAAAUUGGCGUGUUCAGCUGCGGGCCUCCCGGACUGACCAAGAACGUGGAGAAAGCCUGCCAGCAGAUGAACAAGAGGGACCAGGCGCAUUUCAUUCAUCACUAUGAGAACUUCUAACUUCAGCACAGGAUCGUAUGUUACACAAGGAAAGAUGAGCCAAUUUCAACUGGAGCACACUAGUUACUGCAACACCUAAUCAG
Messenger RNA from Myripristis murdjan (pinecone soldierfish), 4673 nucleotides. It is a transcript of the gene duox, whose product is annotated as dual oxidase. Bases 1 to 4590 code for a protein of 1529 amino acids. The record is from RefSeq and is a predicted model, not a curated record. Gene Ontology annotation, biological process: superoxide anion generation; defense response; response to oxidative stress. Lineage: Eukaryota; Metazoa; Chordata; Actinopteri; Holocentriformes; Holocentridae. Gene Ontology annotation, cellular component: NADPH oxidase complex; plasma membrane. The transcript has 33 exons. Gene Ontology annotation, molecular function: peroxidase activity; heme binding; calcium ion binding.